This is a messenger RNA of Serendipita indica DSM 11827, 657 nucleotides long. NCBI's taxonomy places the organism in Eukaryota, Fungi, Basidiomycota, Agaricomycetes, Sebacinales, Serendipitaceae. The record is from the annotation of a GenBank genome assembly.
AUGAGCCGAGCGCGUCCGACAUUUGAAGCGCUGCCGUACUACGACGAAGAUGGUUCAAACAAUCCCGAGCUUCUCGAAAAGGUCAAAGCGGAGAUUGCCCGCGAGAGGAAACGCCUCGGACAGCGCGUCAGCGCAGACGUCGAUCCGCGAAUCCCACCAAAAUUUCCUCUCUUUGCCAAAAAUCCAUUGUUGGCGGCUGAAUUAGAACGAAUCGAGUCGCAAGAAAAGCUCAAUGCGAUAGACACCAAGCGCUUCCAACUUCUCCCACCGGAUAAUCCAAAUGCAACGGUGGAAGAGUGGCAGGCCGCGUUAAAGAAUGCACGAGCGCAGCUAGAACAUCAACGACUACGAACUGCCAACGGUGCACUCAUGCAGCAAUAUGGUGCCAAUGCAUGGCGAGUGUACAACUACCGCCUAGAAGUCGUCGGAAAGAGUCUCGACAAGGCCAUAGAAGAGAUUAACGAUAAGGUCACAGAGGUUAACAGGAGUCGCAAAAACGACCAGUUGGCAGUGGGCAAACAACUCACUGCCUUGGAACGAAAAUGGAAUGAACUCAUCACCAGCGUCAUUCAACUAGACAUUGCAAAUGCCACACUCGAAGCCGAGAUUCAAAGUCUUGCGGAACGAGAAGCAGAACUCGAGCAAAUGGUCCAAUAG